UUAGUGUUUUGUGAACAUGGCGGCUGGGGCAGUGCGCCUGACAAGGAGAGGAUCUGACAUUGGACUUAAAACUGAAUUCUGUGCUCGUCCAAAGACUGGGAUCCUGUGGUAUAAAGGUACACGGCGUGUAUCGUCGUUGUCUGCCUGGUUUCUGUUGGAAAACAUCGUAAACACGAGCGGCAAAGGAGCUCGAUGUGUGUCGGACUCUCCCACAACGGAUUGGUGUACAAGGGUCAAGCCAGUGAUUUCCACCCUGGACAUUUAUUAUCAGAAGGAAUCGGCUACAUUUUAUGGACCGAAACGCGUCAAGCGAAUUCAAAACUAUGGCAGGCGACUUCUAGACAGCCAAGGGUCAAGAAAUUACUCUUUAGUUUUUAUUAGGGCGUACAGUGGCAAUGGUGGUUACCAAGAGCCAUUGUACAAAAGCAAAACGGGCUACUACGAUAUUUUAGGAGUUUCAGCAAAUGCCACUCAAGCCCAAAUCAAAACUGCAUACUACAAACAGUCGUUCGCGUAUCACCCGGACAGAAAUGCGGGAACUGAGGAGGCUACGCUGCGCUUCUCGGAGAUAAACGAAGCAUACACUGUUCUUGGCAACAAAGCUCUGCGCAAAAAGUACGACCGCGGGUUACUGAGCUCCUCAGACCUCACAGCUUCUGCCAGACCCUCUACUAAAGACACUCCCACACCAAGCUCCGCCAAGCAGCAACGCGAUCCCAGAAGGCCCAUGAUGGGCCAGGAGGAAAGCGCGCGGGUGUUUGACUUCGACAAGUUCUUCAAAUCCCACUACGGUGAGCAGCUGCAGAGGGAGCAAGACAUCCGUGUGCGCAAAGUGGAGAUGCUGAGGAAGAAAGAAGAGACCAUGGCGGAACAAAGAAUGGACCGAGUGAUGGGGUUUGGGGUGGGGAUGCUCCUGGUGAUGGCCAUAGGGAUAUUUAUCAGCCUCAAACGGAGCUGAAAAGCGCAAUAGGCCUACAUUAUGAAAAGCUUUUAAGUGUCUUGAAUCAGUUUUCUGCAGCUGAAGACGACAUUGUCAUUUCUGCAUCACUGUCAAUGCAGAGAUUUUGCUGUUUUCAUUGUGCAAUACCCGCAGAACUGGUAUUAACUGUUUUUAACUGCUACUCAAACACGAGUUGAGAGAGGGGUUGGAACUGAUGUUGGGAAAAUUAUAGACAUACGUGACUGUCAUAGUUGGCACGUAGUCAUUGCUCAUCUACGACUUUUAUAAAGUUGCUAAUUUACUUGAAAGGCAUUGCAGCAAUGUCUUAAAAGUGCCCAGAGAGCAGUGGGCUCAUAACUUAAAUAAAUGGUUUUAACAUAACUUAAUUAGAAGUUAGAACAUGGGUUUGUUUUUUCUGUUUGCCAAAUAAAUAUAGAAUGCAAACAAUACCAAAAA
Molecule: messenger RNA, 1396 nt
Organism: Boleophthalmus pectinirostris (great blue-spotted mudskipper)
Lineage: Eukaryota; Metazoa; Chordata; Actinopteri; Gobiiformes; Gobiidae
Product: dnaJ homolog subfamily A member 3, mitochondrial-like
Exons: 1
Coding region: 17-958 (313 amino acids)
Source: RefSeq, a predicted model, not a curated record